This is a messenger RNA of Amborella trichopoda, 706 nucleotides long. RefSeq names its product 40S ribosomal protein. NCBI's taxonomy places the organism in Eukaryota, Viridiplantae, Streptophyta, Magnoliopsida, Amborellales, Amborellaceae. The record is from RefSeq and is a predicted model, not a curated record.
UAUAAGGCCGAGAUCUUAAUAUUUUGUGCAAGGACCUCUCUCAGUAGUAUUCAGUGCUCAAGGACCCCCAUCCCUCUAUAAAGAAGCUGUUUUCUUAUUACGGCAAUCAAAGAAGGCCAGUUAAUCUGCCAUUUCCACAAAACCAGAAGAAACCCUAAAUACUUUGAACUGCUGCGCGCUUAUUCUCCAGUAAUUCUUCCACAUUCAAUGUUUUAGUUAGGGGGAAGUUCUUUAGAGGUUUACAGUGAUGGCUCUGAGGCGUUUAUUUGGAUUUUCUGAUGGUGAGCUGUCGAGAUCUGAUGCAAAACCGUGUUCUCGACUAAUGAGGCACACAGCUGCUAUUUUUAGUGUUGGUGGCGCUUUAGGGUUCUGGACCCUUUGUAGACUACAUUAUGGUCCCAGAAUAACAGUUCCAAGGUCUCUAAGGUGGGCAGGUUCUGGAGCAAUCGGCGUAAGCUCAACCACUGCACUUCUGGUCCGCCUUUUUAGUCCUGAGUGUGAACCUCAAAACAUUGCUGCCUAUGAAAAGAAAUAAUGAGACGACGUAUGUUUUUAUGUUCUGUUAACUAGUCUUUGUAAGGAUUUCAAGUUUAUAUGUAGUUUUUAUGAUCUCUAUUAAAUUACAAUAUUACCAUAGAAGAGGGUUGGAUGGGUAUGGUGCCAUGGAGUCUCUAAAUUAAUCUAUUGGAAAAGUUUCUGAUACUAA